This is a messenger RNA of Spodoptera frugiperda (fall armyworm), 764 nucleotides long. RefSeq lists its product as uncharacterized. NCBI's taxonomy places the organism in Eukaryota, Metazoa, Arthropoda, Insecta, Lepidoptera, Noctuidae. The transcript has 2 exons. The record is from RefSeq and is a predicted model, not a curated record. The coding region runs from base 102 to 665 and encodes 187 amino acids.
UGCUAAUUACAUUUUUAUUGUAUUAACCAUUUCUAUUUGCAAAUUAUAAACAGCUUGACGGCGAUAAUACAAGCUGUUGCAGCUUGCAUUGUUUUUAGAACAUGAAGUUCUAUAUUUUCGUAUCGUUGGCUGUUCUAUCUUGUGCAUCAGCUACCCCACCCGAGGUUGAGGAUAAGGAUCAGUAUAUUCUGGCUACUGUAUUGUUCUACUGCAAUCAGUUAGGGGACAAAAUUGUGGCCGCUGGAAAAGUACCGAGAAAAGUCAAAUUUAUAAUCAAGAAAAAUGUCGGUGAGGUUUACAAGAACACGUCCAUAAAAGUAGUUCCUAUUUACCGAAAUUAUUCCGAUGUCCCGAAAAUGGAUGAAGUUUAUACAGAAAUUAAGAAGAAACAUAAUGUAGUGCUAGUUGCACCUUUAUCACAGUCGCUUGCGACAAGGCUAGUAGUGGAUAAAUCGAAUCUUUUUAUGGAAAAAGGAAAAGUAACUGGGGUAGAGCGCUUCUACUUAGAAAAUUUUAAGCGUAAACCAUUCAAAGAGGAAGAUGUAGAAGCUAACGUUAUAUCGGCAAGCAGGACGACACGGAGUUUGGACCUUUUUAUAGAAAAGCAGAAGUUCCUGUCGUGGAAAUGUUUCUUCCAAACACGGUAUUCUACUCAACCCAGAUAAAACAUCGUUCAAACGAUAAGAUCAUUCAGUCAUUGCUCAGGAUGUUGAAGUAGUGUAAGCAAGUAGCAGACAAACAGUGUAAACUGUCUCAGAAAUAAA